AGGAGUGUACGCCCGCUCUGGGUGCCGGUGCUGGUCUUCUACGACCACUGCAACUAAUGUGUCACGCGUUUUGUGGCAGCAGCGGCGGCUAGCAGGAGUAAUCCUCCUGCCGGCAUGCAUGUGAGCCGAGCCGUGCAACCAACUGCGUGCCACCUCUGGUCUGGCUGGCUGUCUUCCUUUCUAUAAAGAUCCCACACGCACGAAUCAUGAGCUAGCCACAGUUACAACUUACAAGUGAGAGGAGAUCGUUCGGAGAAGAAGAAGCUCGCCGUGAGGAGAGAGGUCUUAGAGUGUGUAGAGUGACAAAGAGAGAGAGAGGGAUGGACUGGUACGCGUGGCUGUCGAAGGCGGGGCUGACGCCGGCGGCGACGUACCAGUACGGGCUGCUCUUCAGCGAGAACGAGCUGGAGCCCGGGGACGCGCCGGACUUCGACCACGACCUGCUCAAGAGCAUGGGCAUCGCCGUCGCCAAGCACCGCCUCGAGAUCCUCAAGCUCGCCAGGAAGGACGCCGCCGCCGCCGCCGCGUCCCAGUCCUCCUCCUCCGCGGCCGCCCGGCUCGCGCGCAGGGCCGGCAGGUGCAUCGCCCGGUGCGCGCGCCGGCUGGGCGGUGGCGCCGGCGAUCCCGGAGGGAGGCGGUACUCCUCGUCCUCCGUCACCGUGGUGCCGAGGAUCUGCAACGGCGCGGCGGGGGACGUGGUAGUCCGCGCCGGCGCCGUGCGGCGGAGGAGCAGCGUCAAGAAGAUGGUGCUCAUGAUCACCGACGGCGGCGUCGCCAGCGGCGUUGGCGGCGUCCGGUUCUCGGGCUCGCAGAAGGCCAGCCUCAUGUUCCAGGACUGCGCGUACGAGGACGAGGAGGACGACGGCGCCGGCGAGGAGGACGAGGAGCGGUGCUCCGACGGCGGCACCGCCGGAGGCCAGAGCGAGAUCAAGUGGGACUCCAUGUUCCAGGACCUCAAGCCGACGUGAGCUGCGUGCGCGACGACUGACGACGCCGAGCAUGUCAUUUCCUCUUACUCCCUCGGUCCCUUCUCAUGAUCGAGAUUACUGUUUUCUUUUCUUGGUGUGCUAGCGAGAGUGUGGCCUCUGGCUUUGUCUUCUGUAAACUGUAAAAUGACUGCGUUUGGAGUGAUGAGUGAAGAUCAAGAACGAUUGAUCUGCGCACCA
Molecule: messenger RNA, 1166 nt
Organism: Triticum dicoccoides
Lineage: Eukaryota; Viridiplantae; Streptophyta; Magnoliopsida; Poales; Poaceae
Exons: 1
Coding region: 321-968 (215 amino acids)
Source: RefSeq, a predicted model, not a curated record